AUGUUCUGGCAGUUCUUGCGCAUUCAGCGUAGGAAGACCGGCAGCACAGCAGCUGAGGGCGCAGCCGAGCCUGACUCGGGGCUGACCGAGCUCCAGGCAGAGCCCGAUGGCAGCCCAGAUUCAGCUGAGCGCUCAGAAGACGCUGAGACCUCAGAGACUGAAACCUGGGCAAAGGCUCUUCUCACAUCAAUGACUGAGGACGUGGCCAUCACAAACAACGACAAUGAAGAGACUCAGGGCAUCACAACUACUGACACCAGCCCAGAUUCACUGGAGCACUCAGAAGACUCUGAGGCUGCAAUGAACGAUCACAGGGCAAAAGCUGACAUGGCAGUGACUGAGGAUGUGGCCAUCACAAACGCCAACAGCGUAGAGACUCAGGGCCUUGCAAAUACUGACACCACGCCCACUCCCACUCUGAGUCAGGAACUCAUAUUUGACUAUUUCAAGGAGCCUUGUGUUUCUUCUCACCAGCAGCAGCAGGUGCCAGCCAAGGUGAAGAACAUCCACCAGAGUCUCAUGUCCCACGUCUCUGUGGAUGCCAGGCUGCAAACGGACAUUGUGAGGCUGGCAGAAGAACACCCUGCUGACGUGGUGCUGACCCUCCUGCGCUGUGCCCCAACGUGUGACAGAGCUGCUGCAAUGAUGUGGAGAGCCAUAGGCUCAUCGGGACCAGCACUGGAGAAAGCGCUGCCAACACUGCUCUGUGUGAUGGAGGACUGGCCUCUGCACAGAAUGUGCACCUCCGAUGGGGACAACAAGGACCUUUUUGCCCUGGCUGCAACUCUGGUGAUCUGGGUGAUUGUGCCUGAGUGCAACAAGGCCAUGAUCCCUUAUUCUGGGCAACUGUUUGUGGCUCUGCUCUCCCAUGUUGUCAUCACCACACAGCAGAUGCCACCAGAGGAAGUUGAUAACUUCUGGAGUGCAUGCCAGGCGAAACACCGCCUUCCCUACGAGCCCAACAGGUUUGCAGUGCAGGCCAUGAAGGAUCUGCUCUGCCGACUGCAGUGUGACCAUGUGGUGGUGGCUAUGGAGCGCAAGGGGUGCUGGGACAUGAUGCUGUGUGCUCACACCCAGCACUAUGCCGUGGGUCUGCUGGCCAGGGAGAUGUGCAAUGUCUUGGUCCCCUUCUGUUCCUGCAUCACGCUCCACUUGCUCCGGCAGCUCAGCAGGGAGGAGCCGUGCUGGGAUCUGCCCUUCCUGGCAUUCCUUGUGGAGGUCCUCGAGCGCCUGGACAUGAGUAAAUGUGGUGGCAGCGUCCUGAAGAUCAUGUCAAGGUACCUCCGGAGUGAAUGCAGUCAGAGGCGUCGCCUGGCGCUCAGAGGCCUCGUGGUGCUCAGCAAGGAUCCCUCGAUGGCCAGAAGAAUGUGCAGCGUGUCUCAAAGCCUUCUGCAGCUGCUGGGGGAUGAAGAUAGAGAGGUGGUCAGCAUGAGCCUCCGUGUGUUCACAAAUGUGCUCCAGCACAAAGACAUCCUGGUAUCCAGCACCACUGCCCCGAAGCUGGCUGAGGCUCUCCUGCUGCUCUUUGACCACGACAACAGCCAUGUGCAGUUGCUCUCCAUUCAACUCUUCUGUAAGGUGAUGGACUUGGUAGUGGAUGAGGGAAAAAAGUCCCUGAAGACAAUUGUGAACAAGAGCCUGGACACACUUUUCAUCUACUGUCAUGAUGAGAACUGGCACGUGGCAAAGGCCUCUCGGGAAACGCUGCAUUGUGCAGCCAAGUUUCUGAAGAGGAGAAAUCUCAAACAGCUCCUGGAGAAGGAGCAUCUGUGGAAGUUUGCUGAGGUCCUGUUUUGGUAG
Messenger RNA from Vidua macroura (Pin-tailed whydah), 1800 nucleotides. Its product is annotated as maestro heat-like repeat family member 5. The transcript has 11 exons. The coding region runs from base 1 to 1800 and encodes 599 amino acids. Gene Ontology annotation, cellular component: cytoplasm. NCBI's taxonomy places the organism in Eukaryota, Metazoa, Chordata, Aves, Passeriformes, Viduidae. The record is from RefSeq and is a predicted model, not a curated record.